Molecule: messenger RNA, 1808 nt
Organism: Jaculus jaculus (lesser Egyptian jerboa)
Lineage: Eukaryota; Metazoa; Chordata; Mammalia; Rodentia; Dipodidae
Gene: Aldh7a1
Product: aldehyde dehydrogenase 7 family member A1
Exons: 18
Coding region: 84-1619 (511 amino acids)
Molecular function (GO): aldehyde dehydrogenase (NAD+) activity
Source: RefSeq, a predicted model, not a curated record
UGUGGCGAGGGGCUCGCGCGCUCUGCGUCCCGGCUGUGAGCGGCGGCGCGCGGUGGGUGUCCGGGAGCAGGCCUGCGGCGCUCAUGUCCACUCUGCUCAUCCGCCAGCCCCAGUAUGCGUGGCUGCGUUUGCUGGGGCUCCGCGAGGACAACGACGGAGUGUACAACGGACAGUGGGGCGGCCGGGGAGAGGUUAUUACGACCUAUUGUCCUGCUAACAAUGAACCAAUAGCAAGAAUUCGACAGGCCAGUAUGGCAGACUAUGAAGAAACUGUAACGAAAGCAAGAGAAGCUUGGAAAGUUUGGGCAGAUAUUCCUGCUCCAAAGCGAGGAGAAAUAGUAAGACAAAUUGGUGAUGCCUUGCGGGAGAAGAUCCAAGUCCUGGGAAACUUGGUGUCUUUGGAAAUGGGAAAGAUCUUAGUGGAAGGUGUGGGAGAAGUUCAAGAGUAUGUGGAUAUCUGUGACUAUGCAGUUGGCCUGUCGCGGAUGAUUGGAGGACCCAUCCUGCCUUCUGAAAGACCUGGCCAUGCACUCAUUGAGCAGUGGAAUCCUUUAGGCUUGGUUGGAAUCAUCACUGCAUUCAAUUUCCCUGUGGCUGUGUAUGGCUGGAACAACGCCAUUGCGAUGAUCACGGGGAAUGUCUGUCUCUGGAAAGGAGCUCCAACAACUUCCCUCACUAGCAUAGCUGUUGCGAAGAUUGUAGCCAGGGUACUAGAGGCCAACCAGCUGCCUGGUGCGAUUUGUUCCUUGACGUGUGGUGGAGCAGAUAUUGGCACAGCAAUGGCCAGAGAUGAGCGUGUGAACUUGCUGUCCUUCACCGGGAGCACUCGGGUGGGCAAACAGGUGGCCCUGAUGGUGCAGGAGAGGUUUGGAAGAAGUUUAUUAGAGCUUGGAGGAAACAAUGCCAUUGUUGCUUUUGAGGAUGCAGAUCUCAGCUUGGUGAUUCCAUCAGCUCUCUUUGCUGCUGUGGGGACAGCUGGCCAGAGGUGUACCACUGCGAGGCGACUGUUUCUGCAUGAGAGCAUCCAUGAUGAAGUUGUAAACAGACUCAAGAAGGCCUAUGCACAGAUCCGUGUCGGGAACCCCUGGGACUCUAAUGUUCUCUAUGGGCCACUCCAUACCAAACAAGCAGUGAGCAUGUUUCUUGGAGCUGUGGAAGAAGCAAAGAAAGAAGGAGGCACCGUGGUCUAUGGGGGCCAGAUCAUUGAUCGUCCUGGAAACUUCGUGGAACCCACCAUUGUGACAGGUCUUACUCAUGAUGCAUCUAUUGCUCACACAGAGACUUUUGCUCCAAUUCUCUAUGUCUUCAAGUUCAAGAAUGAAGAAGAGGUCUUUGCAUGGAAUAAUGAAGUUAAACAGGGCCUUUCAAGCAGCAUCUUUACCAAGGAUUUGGGGAGAAUCUUCCGCUGGCUGGGACCUAAAGGCUCAGACUGUGGCAUUGUAAACGUCAACAUUCCAACCAGUGGGGCUGAGAUUGGUGGUGCAUUUGGAGGAGAAAAGCACACUGGUGGCGGCCGGGAGUCUGGCAGUGACGCCUGGAAACAAUACAUGAGAAGAUCUACUUGUACCAUCAACUACAGCAAGGACCUUCCACUGGCCCAGGGAAUCAAGUUCCAAUAACAGUAUUUUAGAUUGACACCACUUAAGCAUUCUGCAGCUGCUGUGAAGACGACCAAGGAAAUUUCUCUCUGUCACUAGUUCGUGGUGAUUUUGACUAUGACUGGCUAAUCUCCAGUGAUCCUAAAGCCUUUACUAAAUCAAGAGACUUAUUUAAAAACAAAACAAAAUAAAAAAUUAAAAUGUCCUCAA